Messenger RNA from Monosiga brevicollis MX1, 1134 nucleotides. RefSeq lists its product as uncharacterized. The transcript has 4 exons. Bases 1 to 1134 code for a protein of 377 amino acids. NCBI's taxonomy places the organism in Eukaryota, Choanoflagellata, Craspedida, Salpingoecidae. Gene Ontology annotation, molecular function: protein binding. The record is from RefSeq and is a predicted model, not a curated record.
AUGGGAGUCUGCUGCUCGGUCGCCAACGCCAACGGCAGCGCAGCGUCGGCGACGGACGGCGCGGCUGGUGCGCCAUCGGUUGAGAUGGGGUCGGCCAUGGGGGCGGCGCGGUCGCGGGGGGAUGUGGUGUUGGAGGAGUUUGUGCAUCAGGAUGCCAUUACUCGCGUGGUGGUGACAUCGGGUGGCCAUCGGCUGCUGGUGGCUGACGAAGCUGGUGUAGGUCGUGUGUGUCGCUUGCUGCCUGCUCAAGGGCCGAUGUACGGCGCUCACUCGGCCACUGGGUCUUCUCGGCUACAGGUGCUGGCUGUGUGGAAUUUAGACAAGGCUCAGGGGCCAGGUUUCGAGCUGUCUUUACAAGCUGCUAGCCGAGGAAUCACUGAUUUGGCGCUGGCGCCCCACGGUGACCUGGUCGCGCUCACGGCGCGCUCCGGGGAGCUGGUCCUGGUCAGCCUUCCCACGGAUCAACAGCCGACUGUCCUGCACACCCUCAAAGGUUCCAAUAAGACGGCCUUGGCUGCGGUGACCUUUGUGCCCGUCUCCGACGGUCUCAUGAUUGUGACGGGUAGCCGCGAUGGGUGGAUGGGUGGAUGGCAAGUCAGCAAUUCCACGGCGGCGCCCACUCAAGUCUGGGAAGAACACAUCAACCGCAACGUCGUGACGGCAUUGCUCGGUUUGGAUGCAGGCCUCUGCUUGCAAACCAGCGAAGACAAGCUUUUGCGCUGCUGGGAUGUUCGUACUGGUGCUUGCGUGCGCACAUCUCCUCGUCAAGCAGCCCUUCAGACAUGCAUGGCGCGCGCUGGUGCAUCUUUUGUCGUCGGCCAGUCAGCCUCGGCCACGGGCCAAGCCUCACUGCAGAUAUGGUCGCCAGAGCUUCAGCUUCUCCAAACAUUUGCUCUCGACGUCCAUACGGUGGCGGCCGUAGCAGUUCAAGGGCAACUGGCCCUUGCACUCGGACGCAAUGGUACCAUCGUCGCACUUGACAUACAAACGGGGGUCGAGCGCUAUCGCACCGCGGUGGGUGCUGGUGUCAGAAGCUUGGCUCUCUGGAUGCCAACCCCCAGUACGCCCGCGCUUCGGCUCGUCGUGGGUCAGGAGGGCCGCGUGCGUAUCAAGUAUCCCAACUUGAGGCUGUAA